UUCAAUCUAAAAGAAUUGGAUGUGUAAUGUCAUGCAAAAACGAUGAUAGAUAUACACUGCGAGAUUUAAAUACAGAAGAAACACAACUAACCACACCUGCUGCUAUUUACUUCACUCUCUCUGUGCUCUCCCUCUCUCUUUUUUUUUUAUAACCACAGCUGUACCGAAUCCGCCUUUUGGCGGAAUCCGACUAAUCAUGCUCGACCGGGCUUGCGGAUUAAGGCCGAAAGUCUCCUAAUGGGUGGCGGGGUUUGAACCCGUGACCUCAAGGUCACCACAGCUCCGCGCUGCCAACUGCGCUGCGACCCGUUGGUUCUGCGCUCUCUCUAUAAAUACAACACUCAUUCCCCUCCCUUUCUCAUCACCAACACUCUCUUCUUUCUUCUUCUUUUUCCUCUUCUUUUUCUCGGCUACACGAAAAUGGAGGCGAGGACGACUAGGCGCGCCUUCCUAUGGGCUGCUUUCGCUGCGCUGCUCUCGCAAAACUUGGUCGUCCACGUCGUUUCAAAAUCCGAACACUUCGAUGAUCAGAAGACCUACUACACCCCCGACCCCAAUGCACCUACUCCUACAGUUAGUCCGCCACCCAGCUCGCCACCGUCUCACGGAACACCUCCCAACAACUGCGGAAACAACCCCCCAAGCGGACAUGGACACGGACACGGACACGGCCACAGCCACGGCCACCAUCCUUCAACGCCUUCUGGAGGAGGACACAACCAUUACCCUCCGCCAACGGACCCCACCCCGACUCCCACAACGCCUACCACCCCCGAGCCCAGUGCACAACCUCCACCUACCAACUACUGUGGCAACCCCCCAAGCGGAACCGGACACAACCCUCCACCAUUUGAUCCCACCCCAACUCCCACAACGCCUUACCCGACUCCAACCCCGACCACGCCUUAUAACCCGCCUCACACCCCGGACCCCAAUGCACAACCUCCUUCUACAGUUACUCCCCCGCAAAGCUCGCCACCGUCCCAUGGAGGCUCACCGCCUGCUUACUGUGGCAACCCCCCAAGCGGAGGCGGCCACCACACUCCACCCCCUUCCGGAGGUGGAGGAUACUACCAUUCCCCUCCACCAACCGACCCCACCCCCACUCCUACAACGCCUUACACCCCGACCCCCUCCACUCCAACCCCCACCACGCCUUACACCCCGACUCCCACAACUCCAACCCCUACCACACCUUACACUCCGACCCCCUCCACUCCACCCCCUUCCGGAGGAGGAGGAUACUACCAUUCCCCUCCACCAACCGACCCCACCCCCACUCCUACAACGCCUUACACCCCGACUCCCACAACGCCCUCCACUCCAACCCCUACCACACCUUACACUCCGACACCAACCUAUGGGACGCCACCGAGCACUCCGACAGACCCGGGGACCCCUACCACACCCUACACUCCGACGCCAACAUAUGGGACACCACCGAGUACUCCGAUCGACCCAGGGACCCCUACCACACCCUACACUCCGACGCCAACAUAUGGGACGCCACCAAGCACUCCGAUCGACCCAGGGACCCCGACCACACCGGGCAUCAAUGUGCCAUCACCUCCAUUCUCGUUUGAUCCAAACUCCCCUCCUUUCACCUGCAACUACUGGAGGAAUCACCCCCAGCUAAUAUGGGGCUUAUUCGGCUGGCUCGGAACCGUGGGAAGUGCGUUCGGAGGCGGUACUGGUACUGGUACUGGUAUAGGUAUCGGCACCGGUAUCCCACCAAUCACGGGGGCAAACAUGAACUUACUCGAGGCUCUCUCCAACACUCGCACAGACGGCUUCGGAGCACUCUACAGGGAAGGCACGGCUGCUCUGCUCAACUCCAUGGCCAGCACGAGGUUCCCGUACACUACCAACCAGGUUAGAGAUAGUUUCGUUCAAGGACUGAGCUCGAACAAGGCCGCGGGAGCUCAGGCGAAGCUCUUCAAGAUGGCUAAUGAGGGUAGAGUGAGUCCCUGAGCUUGUAAAAGGAAACAAAAAACACCAUAGUGUUGUUUAUGGUAAUACUUGAUGUGUGUGUCUGUGUGUGUGCUACUUUCACUUGUUUGAGGUGUAAUAUUAUGUUUAUUAGUAGUACUUUAUUUUUACUAUAAUAUUAGAAAAUUAAUGUGGUGGAGCUGUUUCCUAAA
Messenger RNA from Salvia splendens (bonfire salvia), 2141 nucleotides. RefSeq names its product protodermal factor 1-like. Bases 421 to 1971 code for a protein of 516 amino acids. The transcript has 4 exons. The record is from RefSeq and is a predicted model, not a curated record. Lineage: Eukaryota; Viridiplantae; Streptophyta; Magnoliopsida; Lamiales; Lamiaceae.